CUUCCUUACUUUCCUCUUCCUCUCCUACUUAAAAACUUCUGCUUUCAUGGCUUGUUGAGGUCAUCGCCGUUUUCUUAUUCUCUGGAUUUUGCUUCUGUUUUUUUCUUCUAGUCCUCAAAAAUGGCCGUCGAUCUUAUGAGCUUUGCAAAAAUGGAAGAUCAGAUGGCUGUACAAGAGGCCGCAUCACAAGGCUUGAAGAGUAUGGAGCACCUGAUUCGCCUCAUGUCUCACCAAUCUAACCACGUGGAUUGCACGGACCUCACUGACCUCACCGUCUCGAAGUUUAAAAAAGUCAUAUCUCUUCUCAACCGGACCGGUCAUGCCCGAUUCAGACGCGGACCUGUUCAAUCUUUCUCCCCUUCGUUGUCAUCGGCACCAACUGGUUACGCCUCUCGUCCCCAGAAUUUAAAUCAAGCUCCGACUCAUGUUGCUGCUCCGGCUACUGUACAACAGGCGCCUGCCGUCCAUACGGUGGCAGCUCCUCAGGUUCCGAUCGCGGCUCCGGCAAGCUUUGUUCAGUCACAGCCGCAGAGUUUGACUCUCGACUUCACAAAACCGAGCAUAUUCAGCUCGAAUGGUAAGAACUCAGAGCUUGAGUUCACAAAAGAAAGCUUUAGCGUGUCAUCGAGCUCAUCUUUCAUGUCCUCGGCUAUAACUGGAGACGGCAGCGUUUCAAAUGGGAAGCAAGGGUCCUCGAUUUUCCUGGCGCCUGCGGUCUCCGGCGGCAAGCCCCCUCUCUCAUCGGGGCCAUACAACAAGAAGCGGUGCCACGAGCACGAUCAUUCCGAUGAUAUGUCUGGAAAGUUCUCCGGAUCCACUAGCGGGAAGUGCCAUUGCUCCAAGAGAAGGAAAAAUCGGGUGAAGAAAACGAUCAGAGUCCCAGCGAUUAGUUCGAAAAUAGCCGAUAUCCCUCCGGACGAGUACUCGUGGAGAAAGUAUGGUCAAAAGCCAAUAAAAGGAUCACCAUACCCACGGGGAUAUUACAAGUGUAGUACUGUUAGAGGGUGCCCAGCUAGAAAGCACGUAGAACGGGCUAACGACGAUCCGAAGAUGCUGAUUGUGACAUACGAGGGGGAGCACCGUCACGCCCAACACGCGAUGCAGGAGAACUUGAGCGGUGGUGUAGGGUUAGUGUUCGAGUCAACGUGAAACAUAGAGAAAAGAGUAAUAAACAAGUAGAAUAGGAAAAAAGAGAAAUUAGACUUGAGUACGAUCGAGGUGGUUGGGAUUGGAUUGUAAAUUUUCUUAAUCGGAAGGAAGAUAGAUGGGCAGAAUCUCCAUCUGCCACGAUGUUCAAAGUAAUUUGAAAAAAAAAAAAUCUAAUUUGUAAACUUUGUUUUUCAGUUUAA
Manihot esculenta (cassava) is the source of this 1349-nucleotide messenger RNA. RefSeq names its product probable WRKY transcription factor 17. The record is from RefSeq and is a predicted model, not a curated record. Gene Ontology annotation, molecular function: DNA-binding transcription factor activity; sequence-specific DNA binding. NCBI's taxonomy places the organism in Eukaryota, Viridiplantae, Streptophyta, Magnoliopsida, Malpighiales, Euphorbiaceae. Gene Ontology annotation, biological process: regulation of DNA-templated transcription. The coding region runs from base 121 to 1149 and encodes 342 amino acids. The transcript is spliced from 3 exons.